Dichomitus squalens LYAD-421 SS1 is the source of this 2079-nucleotide messenger RNA. RefSeq lists its product as uncharacterized. The transcript has 2 exons. The record is from RefSeq and is a predicted model, not a curated record. Lineage: Eukaryota; Fungi; Basidiomycota; Agaricomycetes; Polyporales; Polyporaceae. Bases 233 to 763 code for a protein of 176 amino acids.
CGAAUGCCAGUGUCUCGGUGGCAUGCACUCGUCAACUGCUGCCUGAACGUUCUGCAAACUUGUGUGGUGCCCGCCGGACAAUUAUGGCGUCGACAUGUCCAUCAUGGGCACCCUUUGCAGCUCAGCGAAUCAUGCGGCUUCCGCCCGCGACGGUUUUGCCCUGAUCUUCGCUGCACGUUCAGUCCCACCGUGAUACAGACAAGAGCCAAGAGCCAAUUGCUGCUGCUCCGACAUGGGCCCGUAUGUUAAGGCGACAGCGUCUGUCCACUGCCAGUUAGAGCUCACGCUGGGCAUCGACGCGCGCGCAUCCCGCGAUCCCGAUGGUCCAGCCUCCCCAGCCACCGUCCUCCGAAUCUCGAGACGUCGGUCUGUGUAUUUCGCCCCGACGCAGCGACCGCAAUAUUCGGGCGUACGUGGGCUGACAGUCGAAACACGACGACGGACCAUUGACGAUGUCCAACAGAGCUACCACUGCUCGCGAGGCGCACGCACUGACACCAUCUGCACACGAGACCCCGCUCAAUCACCAGGUUCACGUCCUUGGUGUGCGUGUGCGGGGAAGGCCGAACGCUCGGGCUUGGGCCGAAGGGCAAUGUUCACUCAACUGCCCCAACUGAAGCCGGUGCGAAAGUUGCAACGCAGAACGGGGCAGCGUAGGGCCCUCUCUCUGGCUCUGCGGCUAAGAUUUCUCGAGUCGGGGUUUCACGGGGCAACGUUCGCACUUCAGUGUGCAGAUGUUUGCUAUUCCAGAAGGGUUCCAUGACGAGCCCCGGAUUGUCUGGGUCUUGGUCUGCCCCGAGAGAGUCCACCCUCGGCCAUUCGGCUAUGGCUGUUGUCACAACAUGGUGCUACGCGGACACGAUCGCCCCUUCUGUUCGUUUUCGGCUCCUUGCCAAUGUGUCAACGGCCCGCACCGAAGACAGCUUCGUGCUGCGCUGACAGCCGCCAUCCGCUUACCCGGAAGGCGGUACGCUCUUCUCGCUUGGAGCCCGCUCGCGCUUCCUCGGAUCGUCACCUCGAUAUCGUCGUCUUGCAGUGCGGUGUCUCUCCUGCUCGUCAUCUUUCACGCGCUGGCUGGGGCCGACAUACUGGCGGAUUGCAGUUUCCCGGAGGGGGUUGUCGGAGUCGGCUGUGGGCUAAUCGGGGGUGUCUGUCCAUGGUACUAUUCAUUUCCCCUGCGUACCCCACUGGUCCUCUAAACAAGGCACUACCUAAGUCUCCGGUGUGCAUGCUUCGAGCGGUCUUUGAAUGUUCCUGACCGUCGACACGCAGUGGACUCCCCUGACAUGGAGCGCCUGAACUUGAAAACAGCACUUCGACGUCUACGCUGACCGACUCAAUAGCCAAAACAGCGGUUGAAGGGCGCUAUUCUUCCCUUCGGACCACCGUACGAGGCUUUUCGCACACCAAGACCGCACGUUCGCCUUACCACGGUAGCACGAGGACGAUUCCAGAGCGCGCUCUUCUCUACCCCUGUCGGCUAUCGGCAUGCCCUCGCUGAACGUUGACUGGUGACCACCGGCUCGAACUCGCCUCGGUCAGUGCCGCUAUCAUCUUCCGCUCAGUACUCAUAUCGUCCACGGCCGAAUGUAUUUUUGCGCGGGGAUCGUUCGUCGGCCGCAAUUACUAGACAGUGCGGUUGCGCCCCAUAUCGGCGCCAUCGAUCAGGGUGGGCGCGAUACACGUGUUCGAACCCACAAGCUACUUCCCCUUCUCUGCGUUCAGGUGGGAAGCGGGCUCGCUGGAGGGGGCUACUCGUCUGCUCCCAACGCAACGGUGCUACGUCAUUGCCUUCUCCCGCGACUUCGCUACGGACCAUCGACCAUCGACACAUCGACGGAAAUCUGCGAUCGAUAGGUGACGCGAAUUUACAUGGCUCGCCUUGGUGAGUCUAUCUUACGCCGAUCUCCCUCUCGCGCGUCGCCCACGCCCAGUGUCUCGCUCGCGAGGCAGUAUGCGGUGUUGUGUGUUCAGGUUUCUAGAACGCGGCAUGUUCUGGACUACGCUGUUGUGAGCGGAUCUAGGAGUAGGCUUGGUUUGUUGGCGAGCCGUGCGUGUGCAGGAAGGCAGACUCACUUG